AACUGUCUGCACUCAGAUGAAGAAAGAAGUACGAAGUACAAAUUCGUGAGACAUUACAAUUCUUGAGCUUCAUCUUCCUUCAAGAUGAUUCCAGGAUCAAAUGCACUGCCGUUCUUCACGUUGGUAUUCGGGAAUGCUCUGGGUGCCCAAAUCAACUUCCUAGCCCGGCUGAAAGAACGUCUUAAUCUCCGUCAAGUGUAUUCGGAGGAGGAAUGUGCCGUUAUCAUUGCUUUUGUCGUCAUUCAGUCUCGGGCUGGAACGGACAUUGAAGCUGCUCUUGAAAGGAUUCAGGCGGGUCGGCCUGUUAUCCUCGUGGUGCUACACCACACAUUUGAUCCAAAUUACAUUGCUCCAGACAGCAAAUGGUGUGUGAACAGGGAAGGUGUGUUUACCGUGGAUGUUCUCUUUCAUGAGGAUGAAGGCCUGUUGAGAAGCUUGCACAACGACAUGGCGCUGAAACGUACCACUGACCAUCUGAUCUCUCUGAACGCUUCACCGCAUCCUGAACCAGAAAACGGGUGCAGAAAAUAUCCCUGCUGGCUGAUCGCACUCCUCAUUAUUCUUUGUUUUAUUUGCGUACUUAUGGUAAUCCCUGUGUCAUUUUUUGAAUAUUUUAUGAACAUAUAUUUUAUUAGUUUUAUUUUUUUGUUGGUAUUAUUUUUCUUUUUGAGGUCAAAGGGAGAAAGACAAGACUAAAAGAUACAAAUAGAUACACAGCAAAUUCCUCAGUGUUGAAUUAACACUUUCAGAGUUAAUUUGUGUCCAAUUGGACCUAUAUAAACACAGUAGGGUGUUAAAUCAACACUCUGGGUGUUAAUUCAACACUGGGGAUUUUGCUGUGUACACAAGAUAUACAAAACAACCAGAAAGAUAACAGAAAGAAAACCCCAAGACUGACGAGGAAGACAAAAAAAAGAAAGACAGGACAAACUAAACAGACAAUAACAAAAAAAAUCCCACAAUACUCAUACAGUGAUCAUAUACAGUAAAUGUAAAAAUCAGAGCAAAACCCCAUCAUCCCCCAGCUGUUGGUGGAGCAGGCAGGUGCUAACAUGGACAUGGCAACCACUGACAGGCGCACACCACCAUACCCAGUAGUCCAGAUGGGCCGACACAGGGCAGCACACGCACCGGGGAAGCCAGGCGCCAGCUCGCAGCAUUGUCCUCACUCUGCAUUAUAACUACCUCAGGCCACUUCUCCAGCCAUGACUACCGUCAGCUGCCAGAUGGCCUGCAGUGUGCAGGACACAGAUGAUGCUCUGGGCAUCAGCACCCUCCUCCAGGAGCAUUUUUACUGUGGCCAGGUGACCACACCAAGCUGCUAGGCAGGAAGCUGUGCACAACUGAGCUGUAUAUUCUUGGAUAUCAGCACUAUGCUUCAGCAGCAGGUGCCUAAUAUUUGUGUGGCCUGUCUAGGUCACAACAGUAGCAAGCAUAAGUCUGGGCUAAUCUGCUGCACGCUGGCACCCAGCCCCACCAGUCCAUGCGCUGCCCCGCCUCAGCCCGCAUGAGCAACCACACGUGCCACCAGUGGCUGCUGCGCCCAGCCAAUAGCCAACAGCCAACAGCGGAACGUCAGCCAGGUUAAAACUGCAAUUGUUGAUAAGUAGAUUUUUUUUCUUUCCCCUUCCCCCCAUUUUAAAUUAUGUAUACAAUUUAGAUAUGUAUAGUAUGAUAUUAUGACAGACAGAGAUUAUCUGGAUAGAUAGUGACAAUAAAGACAAUAACAAAGGUCAUCAGAGUGAAAUAUCAGGAAAUAUUCUAUACACAUUCACUGGAUAUGAGCAAUUGCGCGCUCUGAUUGGCUACUCUACGACUAGGCUAUCAGCUCAUAUACCAUGAGGAGAGAAAAACAAAAUGGCGGACCGUGUUGCUGAACCAACUGAGGAUGAAAUAAAAACUCUCCUUGAAAACAAAACCUCAAAAAUACAAAAAAUGCAACAAAAUAUGGAAUGAAAGUAUUUGAUGGUAAGAACGUAUCUUUUUUAUUGUUCAAGAAUUAUUAUAGCAUUUUUCACAAAUUGCUCCUGUCAUUUCACCAGUUUGUUUACAUUCUAAGUGGAAAUGAUUUUGUCGGAUGUUUUGUAUAAAGUUUUUAUUUAUCAAAUUUGCAAAAAAUAAAAAUAAAAAUGCUCUGUUUCUCAAAAUCCAGUGAAUGUGGAUAGAAUAAAACAGUUAUUCCACUCAACCUCGUCGUACAUGGCUUAUAGACAACUCAGUGCUAUGCGCCUCAUCAGCUAUCAGCUCAUGUAUGACUCGAUUUUGUGGGAUAACUGUUAAAUAUGUCACUGACAUCCGCGAUGUAUUUCAUAUGAAAAAUGAGAGUUUUUCAGCACAAGAAGAUCAAAUUCAUAUGUUCAAGUCACUGUGUGAUUUUCUUUUUAUUAUAUCAACACAUUCACAAACAAAAACUACCAAAUUUAUCAAAACAAUUCAUUGAUUUCCUCACAAGUGACAAAUAGAGAUUUAUGUCACGGUUUUGGUUCUCCAUGUCCCGGAUGGAGCUCAUAUGAAAAAUACAAGUGGUGUAUUUCCCAGUGAACACUCCCAUCCAUAUAAUAUAUACACAUACAUACACAUACUCACUGGCCACUUUGUUAGGAACACCCAUACGCCUGCUGUUUGAUGCAGUUCUCUCAUCAGCCAAUCCCUUGGCAGCAGCAUGAUGCAUAAAAUCAUGCAGAUACCAAUCAAGAGCUUCAGUUAAUCUUCACAAUGUUCAAAUAUCAGAAUGGGAAACAUUGUGAUCUCAAUGUGUGACUUUCACUGCAGCAUAGGUGUUGGAUUGAGCCAGAUGGAUGUAAUGGAAACUUCUAAUAAACACUUUAGAACACUUA
Molecule: messenger RNA, 2837 nt
Organism: Neoarius graeffei (lesser salmon catfish)
Lineage: Eukaryota; Metazoa; Chordata; Actinopteri; Siluriformes; Ariidae
Exons: 4
Coding region: 85-696 (203 amino acids)
Source: RefSeq, a predicted model, not a curated record